Molecule: messenger RNA, 912 nt
Organism: Papaver somniferum (opium poppy)
Lineage: Eukaryota; Viridiplantae; Streptophyta; Magnoliopsida; Ranunculales; Papaveraceae
Exons: 2
Coding region: 237-704 (155 amino acids)
Source: RefSeq, a predicted model, not a curated record
ACAUUUUCUGAAUCACCAGUUAAGAUAUUAAUGAAAAGAUUCUCGCACAAUGGUUUGGUUUGGAAUGUUUGAGAUUAUUUCAGGAGAGAGAAAAUAGUUGAUAGAGGAAAAAAUGCGAUUAUUUUUUCAAAUCUAAGAUCCUUGAUUUCUCCCUACUUUCUCACCCAAAUCCUUUGAUUCUUUGUGUCUUUUCUUCCUUUUUCUGUAAUCUACAAGCAUGAGGUGCUGGUAUUGAUAUGAGUAACAACAAGCUUGAGAUGGUUCUUCAACGGAAAGACGUUGGGGGGUUUGAUUCAGUCGGAACAAUUGCUGCAACAAUUGGGGGUAAUUUAAACCCUAAUGUUAAAGAGUGGAGAACCCUGUUUCCCUAUGCAAAACCUAUACCCCCACAGCCUCCAAUGAAAUUCUUUCCUUCAACUGAUUUAAAUGGGAAGAGGGUGGUGGAUUAUGCAGCUGGUGAUUUCUCUUCUGGAAUCAAAAGAUGUGAGGAUUAUGUAGUUGGUUUUUGUGUGGGUAAAAGACUCUCCUUUCCAGCAGUCAAGGAUGCUGCAACUAAGCAUUGUAAGCUUAAGAAUGAAGUGAGUAUCAAACUUCACAGUAAUUAUGCUUUCACUUUUGAAUUUAAGGAAGAUGAGGAUCGUAAAAAAGUGCUAGAAUUAGGUUCGUUCUGUAUUUCUAGUUGCCUAUUCACUGUGAGACCUUAGUCUAACUUGAUUGAAUGUUCAAUUGCUAGCAUUAGAACCCUACCCAAUUGGGUAUUGAUUUACAAUGUGCAUCUGCACAUGUGGGAUAAUGAAGGCCUUAGCUUAAUCUCGAGUUUCCUAUGAAAGCCUGUACUUGCAGAUGAUUAUACUUUAAAUAGAACAAGAUUAUCCUAUGCUAGAAUUUGUAUUGAAGUUGAUGUAUUUUUUU